Stylonychia lemnae is the source of this 1443-nucleotide messenger RNA. NCBI's taxonomy places the organism in Eukaryota, Ciliophora, Spirotrichea, Sporadotrichida, Oxytrichidae. The record is from the annotation of a GenBank genome assembly.
AUGAAUAUAGAAGAGCGAUCACCUGACUUUGAUAUUGAAAAGAAAUUCAAACCUAUUAACAGAGGGAGAGAAUUUAUGGGUAUCAAAUUAAAAGAGGGCUAUACAGUGGCGAAUUUAAUCUCCAUCCCACUGAUAACUGCUUCUCUCACUGUAUCUUCAUUCUACCUUGGAAUCCAAAUAGUGUUCAUUCUCAGAGAUCCAGAGUACUUUAACGUACCUAAAGAAAAUAUAGGCACUGUAACUAAUAGUCUCACAUUUUAUGCAACAUUCUUCUAAAUCGCACUUGUAAUCAUCAUUGGCUAUAUAUACGACAUUUUCGGCAGGAAGAUAACUCUUCUCGCCUCUUUGAUUGGAGGAGCUAUUGUAUUAUUUUUGUUGCCCUAUACAGCACCGAAUGUGUGGCCUGGUCUAUACCUUCUAAGAGCUAUUUAUGCUGUUUUUGCUACGGUUGGAGUUUGUUCUCCCUUGAUAAAUGAUUAUGUAGUUAAGGAAUCGAGAGGCAAGGCCAAUGCCUUCUAAAAUUCUGGAGUCAUAAUCGGUGAAUUGUUUAAUCUUUUUGUGCUUUUAAAAUUGACCAAAGACUUGUCGAAUAGCCUAUAAUAUCAGCUAGUUGCUGUGUUCUUAAUUUUGGUGGUGGGUGUACUUGUUUUCCUCAUGAAAGAACCAGCCAAAUAUUAAAAGAAAUCCAAGACUUAGGAAAGCUUGCUAGUUAAGAAUAGAAAGAAUGAGGACUAGCUGAGUAACUCUAGUAUACUUAAAAAUGAACUAGAGUAUGAAGUAGAAGAUUCUUUUAUUAAUCAUUCGAUAAGUCACAAAGUCAAGUACCUCACAAAGCAUGUUAUUUGGUCACUCAAAAGUAACAUCAUCUUCCCAGUAUGCUAUUUUGGAAUAUUCUUGAUGAGAAUGAAUGCAGUGAUGGUUGUGACGUUUUACACUCUUUGGUUGUCUGGAUUCGCUGGGACUGCAUUGAAAGAUUAAGAUGAGGCAUCAGAAUUAUUUUAGGAAUACCUCACUAUGGCUGUUCUUUGCGUCAUCAUUUUGAUUGUGCCGGUAGGUAAAAUGUCUGAUAGAUUCAAGUACAAGGAUUUGAUUCCUUGGAUUGGAUCAAUCAAUGUUUUAGCUAUAUACCUUAUAUACCAAAUCAAAGAUCCUAAAAGCUUUGAAGCUAUGAUUGUAUUCGUCCUAAUGACAUGCUCCCUAUUUAUGCAAAACUUAUUGACAGACACUCUAUUUCAGAAAAACAUUCCAAAGGAUAUCAGAGGCUCAAUGAUAGGGUGCUACAACUUUGUGGGCAUCAUAGCUAUCCUAUUCUUUUCAAAGAUCGGAGGGUAUUUGCAUGAUUAGUACGGUUCGCAGUACCCUUUUGUUUUUGUAGGAGUUUUUCAAGUAGCUUUCAUCCUGAUAAUAAUCAUCCUAGGUCUAACUAAUAAAUUCAAUAGUUGA